Messenger RNA from Schistosoma bovis, 6359 nucleotides. Lineage: Eukaryota; Metazoa; Platyhelminthes; Trematoda; Strigeidida; Schistosomatidae. The record is from the annotation of a GenBank genome assembly.
GAAGACUGAAGGCGGUAUUCUUGAAGUGGUUUGUUACUAAGGUUGGAACUGUUGAUAGCAAUCAUAAAUGCACAUUCCUGGUUACUUCUUUGGUAGAUCAUUUUUUUGCCCUCACUGAAAAAUAUUGCCACAGUGUCAAAACCAGCUCCUAAUAUAUAAACACCUCAAAAGGUAUGCCGAAGAGCACAUAUUAUUUCUUUAUGGACUGUAUGUUGCCUGUGAAAUAUGCAUAUCCAAGCAACCGUGCCUUUGAGCCCAAAUAAAAACUUCAUAGCCGACACCUAAGAUAAAUCAGUUGGAGUUUGAGCAACCUGGUGAGAGUAAGUGUAGCAUUGUAGGUGUUGAAUCAGAUUGUGUAUUUUAGGAGAGGCUUUUUAGCAUUUUUCUCAGACAAGUGUAACCAGAAACACCGCAACUAACGUCUUCUUUGGAUCACACUUACUUAGCUCAUACAAGGACUACUUUCUAUAUGGGGAUUUUCGACAUUCUCACUACAACUCCUCACUAGCUGCGGCAAAAGUGAAAUAAAAAAAUAACUCUUAUUGAAAGUGUGUCAAAGGGGUUCAUGAACUUUGGAAAACCUCCUUAUCCGAACUCGGUUGAUUGAGUCAGCGCUUGUGACUGUGUCAUAAAAAUUGGGAACGUAUAAUAGUGUUAAUCAGACUACACAUUAUUCUCAUUUUUUUUCUGUUUCGUUGAGAUUCUUUGAAGAUAAUGCCUUCCUUUCGGGGAUUUAUUUCCUAUCAAACUUAAUUUUCAACUAGGAGGGUAUAAGUGGUAUAGUACUGUUUGCUAAAGACUCGAAUAACAUCUCUGGUUUUCAGACGCACCAAUCUUUUGCAUUCAUUUAAAUACUAAAUACUCCUUCAGAACAUAUCGACGCCAUCAUCUAGACAUGCUAAGUGAAGCAAUUUGCCUCAUGAACCACGUCACUUAUUGUGGGAGUUCAGUCAGCCUCGAUGGGUUCCUGGCUAACAAUAUCCCAGUACGGAUUCAGUAGUCCGGUUGACUUAAAACCAACGUGCAUUACUUACCACCAAAGUAUGCUACACACCGGUCGAGUAUGUAUUGUCCUGUCUGUGAAAUAGCCCAUAAAUUUAAAAGACAUAGGUAGGCUACAGGGUUUUAGUCGAGUAUUUAUGUGAAGGAUUAUUCACGCAUCGUAGAGGUUACACGUAUGAUACUAGACAGACACGGGAAACCGGCUGGUAAUAUCAAUAAACCUCAUUAAACGAUGUGGAUAUGUUUUAUGCCCCUAUCAUUUAGUCUGAUACAUAAUGUUUGCUGGAGUAAAAAUAUUUUGGAAGAAAACUGAGGGGCGAAACCAAACGAGCUAUAUGCCCAUAAAUUUAUUGGCUUUUGAAGCAAGUCGUUCACCUAGAUUUAGACUAUCUGAUUAGGGUCCGUAUGGUUCUCUUGACUAAUGGUUGGAGACAGGUGACAUAAUUCAGAAUCCGUUAUAAUGGUGUAGUUAUUUCCAUUUAUAUCCCUUAAAUCAUGUUUCAAAAUUAUCUUAUGCAUUUUAACUUGUGAAUUAAUUCAUUGUUGAGUCACAUCCUAGUUUCUUAGUCUUCUUUUACUACCGCUGAUCCUAUGACUUUGGUAUUGAAUUCGGCAAUUCUAUUUUGCCGUGCUGUGAUGUGCUGACUUGAUUUAAUACAUAUAUGUGCCAGGUUCCAUGUUGAUGAUGACCCAUUAACCUAAAUUUUAAUAUAGUAUACGAUUUCAUUAAAAACUUCUAAACCAAUGUUUCAUUAGUAGUAAUUGUAGUUUAGAUGAAUUCAGUAUGCGUACUGAACAUGCCGAAGAAUUUUAAACAUAUGCCGUGGAAAUACCUUAUUCUCAACAUGCUUUGCUAUCGAUCGGUUCUCCGGAUCAAUAAUACAAAUGACGAUGCAUAAUUAGUCGGUUUAGCUUUUCAUUAAAACCCAUCUCCGAAGAUAUACCACCAACCGAAUAUUUUUUUAUGCGGUCUGUUAGCAGAUUAUAUAUUUAAUUAGAUUGGACUCUAGAAACUCAUGUAAAAACCAUAAAUAUACUAACGUUUUUGUUAUUGUGCUUCUUACAACUAUCUACCCUUGUUAUUGGGAAUAUAAUUUCGUUCCUGAUCAACCGUGUUCUGAUCUGGAGACAUUUCGAGUGAAUUAGUGUCCAAGAAUACUAAGCAAUAGCAAUACCUGAGUCAUAAUAUGAGAAAUUAUAACAAGAUCCUGAAUUUUAAUAAUGUUUUCAAACUAGUUUCCAGUCGAACUACUAAUAAUUGAGUGCUUGUUGAUACACCACUUGGACUGAUAGUUGUUUAUGUGACAUAUUAAUGCUCCUAAACUUACGCCAAAUUGGUAAUAUUUGACUACUGGCUUUCAUUUGUUUCAGAAAAGCAGAUUUUCGAAAAUGAUUAGAGAGAUUUCGUUAGCCAAUAUUGGACUCAACAUCAGUUUAGUUUUUAACAUCUUACAAAGUUAUUCGCAUUAUUAACUUGUUGCUCUGAGAAGUAAUAUCAAUAGUUAUUCUCAACGUAAAGUUCUGUUGGUGAAAAUAAAUUAAAAACCAGUGCUAGAAACACACUUCGAUUUUCAUCUGUAUCUGUUUUUCAUUUUUCUAUCCUGUGUUUGAAUUUUUCCAAACAUCAACGAACGGUUUUAAAUCACGUUCAAACAACUCAUUUUACCAGCUUCUUGGUAAUGACUGAAAGGGUUUACUAUCCCUGGGCAGAUCGAUGUGAGAAGUUGUCUGUAUUUCUUGAACGUGCUCACCUUCGGAACUUCCUCAAUGCCAUUAAGAAGAAAUUAAAAAUAAAUGACCCUGACGAUUUUGACCGGGUUAAACCUACUGACUUAGCUUGUCUUGGAAUGACAGAAAACGAAAUCAAUCGACUUGUUAAUCAGCUAAUAGAGGAUGGGUUUUCAGUAAAGAAUUUGCUAUCGGAUGGAUAUACAGACUAUUCCUAUUCAUGGCCAGAUCCGAAACCACAUUCUGCUGCUGAUUUUCACCGAUCGAAACUGCUACGUAAACUGUUUGGAGGAAAACAGUCCCAUACUAGUGCUCCAGUAUCACCAGCUCAUAGACUGGAACAUCAGUGUAAAGAAGAGUUCCCGAUACAACCUUCUUAUUGGAGUCAGCAUCAAGUAUCUGGCCGUUCCACCAGUUUUUCUCAAAAUAGUCGUCAGAAUGUUGUUACUAACUCAGCUGCAUUCACAUGUCUUAUUCCUGAAAAGGAUAUCAAACUCCAUUCAAGAAUUGGAGUUGGUUCGUUUGGCAUAGUACGGCGUGGUGACUGGACUGUGCCGACGGGCGAAACUAUUCCUGUGGCUGUGAAAUUAUUAAAACCAGAAGCAAUGAAAAGCGAUUUAUUCACAGGAUUCUUGUAUGAAAUUCGUGCGAUGCAAUGUCUUUCACAUCCUAGUUUAAUCCGUCUUUAUGGAAUUGUAAUAUCUAAUCCAAUUAUGAUGGUAACUGAAUUAGCACCAUUAGGCAGUUUAUUAUUACAUUUAAGAGCUCAAUCUAUAUGUGCCAAUAAUAAUAAUUCUUAUAAUAAAACAAAUGAAGUAAGAGCACAUUUCCCAUCUGUACCUCGUGCUCUUCAAAUUGAUUCAUUAUGGGAUAUGGCUAUUCAAAUUGUUCAUGGUAUGGCUUAUUUAACAUCUCAAGGACUAGUUCAUCGCGAUUUAGCAGCUAGAAAUAUUUUACUUUCAUCAAUUUCAAAAAAUGAAUAUCCUCAAAUUAAAAUAGCUGAUUUUGGUUUAGUUCGAUCAUUAGAAUCAUGUACAGUAAAUAAGAAAAUAUUAAAUGAAAAUGAAUCAAAUGAACCAAUUUAUACUGGAUGUUCAGAACAGAAAAUUCCAUAUGCCUGGUCCGCUCCAGAAUCUUUGCAUAAACGAACCUUUUCUGAAGCAAGUGAUAUUUGGAGUCUAGGUGUUACAUUCUGGGAAAUGUGGACCGGUGGUGCAGAUCCUUGGUCAGGUCUUACUCCUGUGCGUUUGUUAGAGCUCUUAGAUUCUGGUCGUAGGUUGGCAUGGCCCCGAUUUAACUGUCCACGUCGUCUAUACCAGAUAAUGUUAGCUUGUUGGAGAGCUGAACCGUAUCGUCGACCGACCUUUUCCUACCUCGCCGAAAGAUUAGAUCAGAUUCGUCCAACUAUCGUCAUGGCAACUCAAAAUCUUGAUGAAGCUGAUCGUUUAGGCUUAGAAGCAGGUGAUAUUGUUAUUAUUAUUGACGGAAAACCCCGUGAAUUUUGGUGGCGUGGUCAAAAUAGACGGACUGGUGAAAUAGGCUCAUUUCCACAUGGUAUUGUUCAACUUUGUAAAAACACUACACAGACAUUUGAUGAUAUAAAUCAAUCAUCGCGUCGUGAUUCUUUGUCACAUAAUGAACAUAUUAAUAAAAAUCAAACAGAAUCGAGUUUAUUACAGUACAACAUAUCGCAUACUUAUUGUGACCGGUCUCCUACUCCUAUUGAUGAAAAAUGUAAUGAAAUAAAAACUAAAAACUUAUUCAAUUGUUCAAAUCACAAUCUCUUACCAUUUGAUGAUAAUUCACUAUUGAUUGGAACUUCUACAUUUAAUGAUGUAGAAAAUGAAUCAGUAUGCCGUACUAUGGAUUCGUAUUCUUCGUCUUAUGGAUGUCUGUUCACUAACUUAUCACUUUCAAAUGCACCAGAUUUGGAUAAAUAUGACGAUGAUGAUGAUAAUAAUAAUAAUAAUAAAGGAGAGCAAGAUGAGCGAAGAAUUCUUGAUAAAACACCUAAUUCAACUGUAGGAUUAAAUGCUUAUAAUGUGGAAUUACGAAAAUGUCCCAAAUCUGAGUUAAUAAACAGUCAUAGAAAGUCAGUUGCCAACUAUGUUGCAAAUGGCUACAAUGACCAUGAAGUUUGUAUUUAUAAUCCCAUAACAAUGUUGCCACCACCUCCUGGACCGGAAGAAAACGAGAAUGUCAUCUUUGCAGAUGACGUUAACAACAAAAAGUCUUCUGAUGCUUCUGUACAAUCUACAAAAUUUAAAGAUAAUGUUAAACAUUUAUCUGAUAAAGAUAAUAAUCCUAAUAAAUCUGACAUUAGUACAAUGAGUAAUAGUCAUCAAGUUGAAAAACACAAUAUAUCAUCAAUUUCUGAAAGUAUAACUCCUUCGAAAAAACAUUCAUUUUCGCUUGACAAUUUAUUAGAUGAAGUUUCUUCUAUCAGUGCCAAAGAUUUUGAUUGCCAACCAUCAGCCCCACCUUUAAUUGAUCUUUACAGUCCUGUACCAGAUCCGUCAGCAUUUAUCCCCAGAUAUCGUAUUACGGUUCCUACCGCCCCAAUUUACAUUCCAUCGAUCAUUAAGCCUACUCCUUAUUCUUCUGUAUUUAUACCUAGAACUGUAUCCCCGUCUACAAUCAAUUAUUCAUCAAAUCCAUUUUUACAAAUGAAUUAUAAUGUUUCUUCACAGCUCAAUUAUAACACUCAAAAUCGAUAUUGUUAUGAUCCUUUUCAUCCUCAAGUUAACAUGCAAAGAUCAUACUGUACAUCUUUCCCUUUUCCUUCUUCUUUGAAUUUCAGUGUUGAUCAAUCAGCAAAACAAACAAAUUCAGUUAAUUUUUCUGAUAAUCCUUUUGAUUUUAAUAAGUUAAAUAUUAAACAACAUUCCCAGUGCGCCGAUAAGAUUGAUACCACUGUUAAUAAUCUAAACCAUAAAACCGAAUUAGACGUUUUAGAUAUGGUGUUCGAUAGCAAUAAUAAUAAUAAUGAUAAUAAUAAUAUCUCACAUCAAACACCAACUGUUAGUAGUCCAGUAUUUUCAACUAAACAAAAUGUUGAUCAUUGCACUACUAGAUUAGAAAAUGAAUUACUUGUUAGAUCAUGUCUUCUUACUAACUCAUCAGAAGCUCUGAAUUCAAAUCCUAACUUUUUUAAUCCGACAAAUGAUAAAUUCACUAAUUCUGUUACGGUUUCUGUCUCAGAAAAUAAUAUUACUUCAGGUGUAAAUCCUCAGCAUCAAGUGAAUGAAAAACUAAACGACGUUUUUGAGUCUUCAGAUAAUUUUAAUGAUGAAAUUUCACUUGUUCGUUCUCAUGUUCCUGGAUGCACUUUAUCUGAAGCUCAUUGGGCAUUAUUACAUGUAAUGAAUCCAUUUUCUCCACUUAUAUCUCAAUUAGUUGUACCUCCAAUUCCAUGCACUGCACCUAUAGAAACUUGGCGGACCAAACUAGAUAGAACUAGUGCUUGGCGUGUACAAUUGGCCAUUCGCCUUUUAUCUGUUUGUCGUCUUUAUCAAUUAGGUCUAAUCAAUUGGGAUUCAUGUUGUCAAAUUAUUAGUGCAUUCAAUUGGAAAUUGGAACCUGCAGCUGAUUGGAUUCUUGAUCAUAUGACCCCUAAUUGUUUUAUUUAA